AUGAGUUAAGUGUCUCAAAGAUAGAGAAGUCCCUCUCCCUAAUCUCCAGAAAAGGUAGCCUAAAGAGAGAAAGCAGCUUAAGCUAUGAAAAGACGUAACCAAACAUAGCCAAGCUUUUUCGAUAAAUACGCCUAUCAUUUGGUCAUAGGAGCAUUCGGAUUUGUUUGUGUCUAUGCUUUGUUUUCCAUUUUGACACGAUCUAGCAAGAAAUUAACGACAGCUCCUGUAAUAGAUGAAGAGGAAAUAGCUGCACACAAUUCUUUAGGAUCCUACCUCUAAGGUCCAAAUGAUUUCUUCAAAGAUUGGAAAUUCAGUGAUGCCAAAUUCAUUUUCAACAAUCAUUUAACAUUCAAAGGAAAAAUCUAACAAUGCCCUGAAAGCGGUGUCAUAAUUCCAGAGAGCUACAAUUUCAGAGAAGCCUAACCAGAAUGUGCAUAACCAAUCUACUUCUAGGGAAAUUGCUCAUCCAGUUAUUCAAUUGCUGCAGUAUCAGCCACAAGUGAUAGAUUAUGCAAAUCAAAGAAUGGAGAAUUCUAAGACCAAUUGUCACCAUAAUCCCCAAUCUCAUGUGAUGACAAGAACUACAAAUGUGGAGGAGGUAGUGUAACAAGAGUCUUGGAAGUUGGUAAGAAACAAGGAUUUGUUUCAACCUCAUGUUUACCAUACAGUGGAACAGAAGAUGCCAAAAACAAUUGUGAUGCUCUUUUCUCAAAUUGUGAAAAAUAUAAGAUCCAUGAUUACUGUGUUGUCUCAGGUGAGGAAAACAUCAAAAGAGAAAUAUUGAACAAUGGUCCAAUUGUUGCUGUCAUCUAAGUCUUCAAAGAUUUCCUUGUUUACAAAGGAGGAGUCUAUGAAGUUGUCGAAGGAAGUUCAAAAUUCCAAUAUGGACAUGCAGUCAAAGUUAUUGGUUGGGGUAAAUAAGACGGAGUCAACUAUUGGGUCAUUGAAAAUUCUUGGGGAGACAGUUGGGGAUUGAAAGGAUUAGCCUAUGUUGCUGUUGGACAAAACUAAUUACAAUUAGAAGCAUACUCAGUUGCUCCAAUCGUAGCAGCUUCUACCGAAAAAAGUGCAGAAUGAGUAUAACAUAUUGUUUACAUUAUUGUUAAUUUUAUAUUAAUAAGAUUGUUC
Messenger RNA from Paramecium tetraurelia, 1128 nucleotides. RefSeq lists its product as uncharacterized. The transcript has 4 exons. NCBI's taxonomy places the organism in Eukaryota, Ciliophora, Oligohymenophorea, Peniculida, Parameciidae. Gene Ontology annotation, molecular function: cysteine-type endopeptidase activity. Gene Ontology annotation, cellular component: lysosome. The record is from RefSeq and is a predicted model, not a curated record.